Molecule: messenger RNA, 4298 nt
Organism: Seriola dumerili (greater amberjack)
Lineage: Eukaryota; Metazoa; Chordata; Actinopteri; Carangiformes; Carangidae
Product: transient receptor potential cation channel subfamily M member 4-like
Exons: 26
Coding region: 171-3755 (1194 amino acids)
Biological process (GO): calcium ion transmembrane transport
Cellular component (GO): membrane
Molecular function (GO): calcium-activated cation channel activity; ligand-gated calcium channel activity
Source: RefSeq, a predicted model, not a curated record
UCCUCUGACUGGCUGCUGAGAGACACUUAGAAAUGGCAUUUACAUAGAUGCGGGCAUGUUAAACUUCAGCAGUCCAGUACAUUAGCCUAUUCACUAGAGAAUGGUCAGAAAGAAAUCCUGAAGUCUUUCCCCCUAUCUCCCACUGAGUCGAACAACAAAGGGGAAAGAACAUGAGUGACACAGAAGGAGGAGACAGCGGAGACAAAAUCCGUAAAUCUGAGAAGGACCAGAGUUGGAUCCCCAAAAUCAUAAAGAAAAGAGUGUGCACCACCUUUGUAGAAGAUUCUUUCAGUAAUGGUGUGCUUUGCCAGUGUGGGGGUGCGAGAGAUGCCCAUGCCUCUGUGGCUCUCGGUGACUAUUUCAGCACGGCGAUCGUCAACCACUGGGACAGCGCCCAGCACUCCUCUGAGUACCCAACUGAUGCCUUUGGAGAGCUGCAGUUUGCAGGAGCCAGCAAGAGGCAUAGCCAUUUCCUGCGUCUGUCAUGGGACACAUCCCCGUCUAUGGUCUACACCCUGAUGACAGCCCAUUGGGGCCUGCCUGCGCCCAAUCUAGUGGUUUCUGUUGUGGGUGGAGAAGGAAGGACAAAGGUGAAGACCUGGGUACGGGAGGUCCUCAGGCAGGGACUGGUGAAAGCCUCACAAAGCACAGGAGCGUGGAUCCUGACGGCAGGCUUGCGUGAGGGUGUAGGGAGAUGUGUUGGAGAGGCGGUGAGGGAUCAUGCCACUGCAGCCUCGUCGGUGUCCCUCAACAAGGUGGUGGCGCUGGGCAUCGCUCCCUGGGGCCUGGUGCACAAUCGACAGCAGCUCGUCAACCCUCAGGGCAGCUUUCCUGCUAAGUACUUCGUCCAGAAUACGACCCGGGACUCCUGUUGCCUGGACAACAACUACCAGGCCUUCCUGCUGGUAGACGAUGGGAGUGUGGGGCGCAGAGGAGGGGAUACGGGGUUCAGGGCCAAACUGGAGGACUACAUCUCCCACCAGCGCACAGGCAUCUGGGGCAGUGGCAGCAUUGACAUCCCUGUCCUUUGUAUGCUGGUGUCUGGGGAGGCGAGCAUGCUGGAGAGAGUGGAUCUUUCCCUGAAGAACAACAUGCCCUGGCUGGUGCUGGCGGGCUCAGGAGGCGUGGCUGACUUCUUGAGUGAUGUCUUGGAGAACUUGGCGUCAGCCCCGACGGUCCAGUCCUCCAGCGAGGGUGAUGGCGAGGCGGGUCCCAGCGUGGAUCUGAAAGACAGAGUGGCAGAGCGGGUUAAAAAGUACUUCCCUUCUGAAGCAGAGACGGACAAACUAGUUGAACGAGCUCUGAGUAUCUACCAGAACAGAGAUUUGAUUACGAUCUACCACGGAGAGCAGGAGGGCCCAAAUGAUUUUGAUACAGUCUUGCUCAAAGCCUUAGUGGGAGCCAGUAAGCACCGUGCGUCAGUCGAUGCCAGCCCUUACAAUGAAGAGCUGAAGCUGGCGGUCACAUGGAACAGGGUCGACAUUGCCAAGAGCGAACUCUUCAAUGGAGACAUCCACUGGAGGUACGAAGACUUGGAAGACUCAAUGACCGAUGCCUUGAUCAACGACAAGCCGCAGUUUGUGCGUCUUUUCACUGAGAACGGCCUCAACAUCCUGGACUACCUGACUUAUGGCAGGCUGGAAAGCCUCUACCACUCAGUGGCUGAUGGGACACUUCUUUACCAUCUGCUAAAGCGCCACCUCAUGGAGCGGGUUGGAAUUUUUACUACGUCUUACCAGCAGGGCUCAACUUCUAAAGUGGGAGCAGAGAAGAUGCAGAGCGGGCCAGUGAAGGAAAUCAGCCUUUUUGAGGUGUCAAGCGUCCUGGAGCUGUUGAUGGGUGAUGUCUGCAAGCCAUUCUACUAUGAUGCUUUGGGCUUAGAACAGAUCACAUCCAAGAGGAGAGCUCUCCGGCGCGCCAGUAAGCUGCUCCGCGGAGACUGCUUGUAUCGGGAGAGACGCUGCCUCUUCCCCUGGGCUUCGCUUUUCAUCUGGGCCGUCCUGCAGAACCGCAGCAAUAUGGCCACUUUCUUCUGGGAGAUGGCAGGGGAGUCAGUGCUGAGCGCUCUGAGCGGCUGUAAGAUCCUGAGAGAACUGUCCAAGCUGGAGAUUGAGAAUGAGACCAAACUGUCCAUGAAAGAGCUGGCCCAGAGGUUUGAGAACCUGGCACAUGACAUCUUCAGCUCUUGCUAUCGGAGCGAUGAGAGUCGCUCUUUCACCUUGCUGAUCAGGCAGUCUCCAGUCUGGGGCGGUACCACCUGCCUCCAGAUGGGCAUGAGCGCUGACGCACGGCUCUUCUUCAGCCAUGACGGAGUACAGUCUCUGUUGUCCCAGAUCUGGUGGGGGGACAUGAAGAGGAGCACGGAGGUGUGGAAGCUCCUGCUCACCUUCUUCUGCCCCGUCCUCUGCUACACCAACCUCAUCUCCUUCAGACCACCAAAGCGUCCAUUCAUCGUGUCAAGAUGGCGCCAGUUCUGGUUUGCCCCCGUCACCUCAUUUUUGGGCAACGUCCUGAUGUACUUCCUCUUCCUGCUGCUUUUCGCCUACGUGCUGUUGGUGGACUUCAAGCCCCCUCCACCCUCUGGUCCGGCCAUCACCGAGUACGUGCUGUACUUCUGGGUAUUCACCAUCGUGUGUGAGGAGAUCCGGGAGACUUUCUUUUUGGGGACGAUGACUUGGCGUCAGAGGAUCAGGGUGUACAUUCAGGAUGUGUGGAACAAGUGUGACCUCACUGCCAUCACGCUCUUCAUCAUAGGACUAAUCUGCAGGAUGUUCCACUGGUCGUACGGAUUUGGUCGGGAUGUCCUUUGUGUGGACUACAUGGUCUUCACCCUUCGCCUCAUUCACAUCUUUGCCAUUCACAAACAGCUGGGACCAAAAAUCAUCAUUGUUGGCAAGAUGAUGAAGGAUGUUUUCUUCUUCCUCUUCUUCCUGGGGGUGUGGCUCAUGGCAUACGGAGUAGCCAACCAGGCUUUGCUUUAUUCCUACGACCCUCGCCUGGAUCGCAUCUUCCGCCGGGUUUUCUACAGGCCGUAUCUGCACAUCUUCGGACAGAUCCCCGUGGAAGAGAUAGACGUGGGGAAGGACUGGGGCAUGGUCUGCACACACAACGUGACAUUGAUUGAUGGCGGUGCAGAGCCGUGCAGAACACUGUACAGUAACUGGCUGGUGGUAAUUCUGCUGGUCGUUUAUCUGCUGGUCACCAACAUCCUGCUCAUCAACCUGCUCAUCGCCAUGUUUAGCUACACCUUCUCUGAAGUGCAAGCGAACAGUGACAUCUACUGGAAGUUCCAGCGCUACAACCUGGUUGUUCAGUACCACUCUCGUCCUUCCCUGGCACCCCCUUUCAUCAUCCUCUCUCACAUCAAUCUCUUUAUCAAGAGGAACAUCCGCAAGGUGCCCUCGAUCAAGAUCCACCACUUUGUACUGCAGUUAAGAGGGAAAGUAGCUAACAGGCUAAUGACAUGGGAAACCAUUCAGAAGGAGGACUUCCUAACUGCACAGACCAAGAUCCAGAAAAGCAGCGACUCCGAGAGGCUCAAGCGGAUGUCUGUCAAAGUGGAUGGUGUGCUUAAACAUCUGACUGAAAGCAGAGACUUUGACCACAGACUAAGGGCUCUGGAGAAUGAGAUGGAGUAUUGCUCAAACGCUCUCAGCUGGAUUGUGGAAACUUUGGCGCAAAGCAGCACAUUCAAACCUCCCCGGCCUCCACCGACAUUAAGAGAUGCGUUCCCUUCUUCUUCCACUUCCACCUGAUUCAGCCUCGGUGAUGCCUUCACUUGCUCAGGGUCAGUAAAAGACAAGACUGGAUGGCUUUUGGCUUAGGCUGCUCUCAUGCCACGCACCCACCAGUCUCAGUGUUUUCCAGACUGGACACAUUCACCAAAGGUUAUCAGUGAGUCUUAAUUUAAAAAAGAGAACAGAUAUCAUAUGACAUCACUUCUUAUUACAGUACUGAGCAAAUGCAAAAGAUGAUAAUUUAAGUGUAAAAUCUAUCUUACUCUAAUGCCAAAGACAAGAGCAUGUAUUUAUGAUGUGGUAUGAUAUAUUAUAUGUAUUUUAUUUACCAAUGCUAUUAUGUCUUUAUUGCUGUAGUUUUAAGCUGACAGGUGGAAUUCUGUUUUUAAGGUUUUUAUAGUUUUUUAUUGUUACAUUCAAACUAUGAUGUUGUUACCAGGGUUACAUUAGUUACAGAUAGUAUCACUUUUGUGUUCAGUUACUUUCUGGCUAAAGGGUUGCUUUAAACAGUCUGAAAUGUUAAAUUGUGUAUUUGUAUUGCUACAUUAUUUUAUUCUGUUC